Panicum hallii is the source of this 1843-nucleotide messenger RNA. RefSeq names its product transcription factor BIM2-like. Bases 182 to 1435 code for a protein of 417 amino acids. Gene Ontology annotation, molecular function: protein dimerization activity; DNA-binding transcription factor activity. Gene Ontology annotation, biological process: DNA-templated transcription. The record is from RefSeq and is a predicted model, not a curated record. NCBI's taxonomy places the organism in Eukaryota, Viridiplantae, Streptophyta, Magnoliopsida, Poales, Poaceae. The transcript is spliced from 11 exons.
GGCUCUUCUCUUCUCCCCCCUGGCUCCGGCUUGCCUCCACCUGACUAUAAUAAGCUCAGCGGAGUCGACAGCCGAAUUCGCCACAUUCCGUCGGUACUGGAGUAGCUAGCAGGCAGCAAGAUCCAGGCACCGUCUUUCUGCUGCAGCGCCAGGCGCCAGAGAUCUCUCGGGUCCCGUGCCAAUGCAGCUCUUCCAAGGGGAGAAGCCGGCCCACGAUUUCCUCUCGCUCCACACCGGAGGCGGCUCGUCCUCGCCGGUGCAGCACUCCGCCCAAGGGUACGAUCUGGGGGUGCACACUUCGCUCAAGCCUCUCAAGCUGGGCAAGCGGCGCGGCGGCGGCAGCGGCGGCGGAGCGGUCGGCAUGGCACCGUCGGGCCUGGAGGCGGACUCGUCGGAGCACCUCCUGCCGGGCGGCGUCGGGACGUUCAGCAUCAGGCAGGCGCCGUCGACUGCCCAGCCGAGGGGGCAACCCGCUGGCCAGGUCGUCGUCGCCAGGGGCGCGUUCGCGCCCGUGCUCCAUGGCUCCAGAACGGAGGCCGCGCACGGAGCGGAGUCUGGCGCCAGGGCUCACUGUGGCCCCGCCACAACGUGGCAAGAUUCAGGCACCGAUCAAAGAUCCAGAGCGACGAGAGGGGAGGGGAGAAGCAGCGGCAGCAGCGGCGAUCAGGGGCCCAGCACGCCGAGAUCGAAGCAUUCUGCCACCGAGCAGCGGCGGAGGACCAAGAUAAAUGACAGGCUUGAAAUACUUCGUGAACUUCUGCCACACGGCGACCAGAAGAGGGACAAAGCGUCUUUCCUUCUCGAGGUUAUCGAAUACAUAAGGUUUUUGCAAGAGAAAGUCCAAAAGUACGAGUCGGCCAACCCACAAAAGAAUCACGAGGAUUCCUCCAUACCAUGGGCAAAAGUUUACUACAGAUCAUGCUGGAAAAACACAGAGAACAUUACUCAAGUCCAAGGAGGAGGAUCAUCAGCCCCCACACAAGAUAUGAACAAAGAACAGUACUGUUCCAAUAAAACUACAGUGGCGCCUACUCCUCUCUUCAGCACACAUAGUGCUGGAGAAACUAGUAUAGACGACGUUUCCUCCCAAAAGGCAACAAGCACGCCACAAAACUGGGCAGAUGACAGCACACCUAGCAAACGGUCACCAUGGUUGAGCAUGUCAACCUCUGAUUCAGACAAAAGAACACUAAGCAAGAACGAGAAACAGACUCUUCACGAGGAUACUCAUAGUCUUUCUAAUGCUUACUCUCAAGGGUUACUAAACAGGUUGACACAAGCACUAAAAAGUUCGGGAGUAGACCCAUCUCAAGCUAGUAUAUCAGUUGAGAUCAAUAUGGACAAAAGAGCAACAGAACCUAGUAAUAUACAUGGCAAUUUGAAGGACAAUAAAUGUGAAGAAACAAUCCAUGUGACCAAGAAGCUCCGGUGCUGACAGAAGCCAGAUCCCUACCUCAAACUAGAAAAGUUAAACAUCCCCCAGUCCAAACCAGGACUUCACAGAAGCAAACCACAAUUGAUGCAAUUCUUUUACUUAUAUUGCAACCACAUUUACUGACCUAGGCUUCCAUUCGAAUGUAGAGGAAGCGCUUAGGGAGGGUAGUCAGGAACCUUCCCAAUUCAUUCAUUCCUCAUUUGUAAAUGCAGUUCAGAUUGUAAAACAGUGUACAUGUAUUAAUCUCUCAAAAAUUUUCAAUUCAACAAAUAUGGUGGUACAUUAGGUUGCGACGUCACUGUGUCAACCUUCCACAAUUCAUCCAUUAAAUUGGUAGCUAGAGACAUGGACAACGUAAAGUAUACUAAGCUUGUGAUUUGCAGCAAGCACCAGCGAAGCAUUGAGAAA